This is a messenger RNA of Varanus komodoensis (Komodo dragon), 3499 nucleotides long. RefSeq names its product serine/threonine-protein kinase pim-3-like. Gene Ontology annotation, biological process: protein autophosphorylation; regulation of mitotic cell cycle; negative regulation of apoptotic process. The record is from RefSeq and is a predicted model, not a curated record. Lineage: Eukaryota; Metazoa; Chordata; Lepidosauria; Squamata; Varanidae. Gene Ontology annotation, cellular component: cytoplasm. Bases 114 to 1052 code for a protein of 312 amino acids. The transcript has 6 exons. Gene Ontology annotation, molecular function: ATP binding; protein serine/threonine kinase activity.
CCUGGGAUUCAGGUUGCUGCUCCGGGGUCGCGGGAGUUCUGUUUCUGCUGCUUUGAUUCUGCUUCGGAACUUUCCUUGCUGGGCGAUUACGAAUUGGGGCCGAAGCGGCCGCGAUGUCCUCCGUGCAGGUGCUUUAUCCUCCGAAGAUCCACCACAGCAUGCUUAGCCCGGGGUUCCCCAAGGAUGAGCCGACUCAGGGAAAGACCACCUUGGAGACGCGCUACCGUCUGGGAGCGUUGAUCGGGAGCGGCGGCUUCGGCACGGUCUACGCAGGGACGCGGCUCAGUGAUUCCCAACCUGUGGCCAUUAAAUAUGUUUCCAAGGAGCGUGUCUUGCAAUUCCAGCACUUGAAUGGUACCCUUGUUCCUUUGGAAGUCGUUUUGCUGAAGAAGGUGUCCUCCCCAGGUUGUCGAGGUGUCGUCCACCUCCUGGAUUGGUUUGAGCAGCCCGACUCGUACUUCAUCGUUAUGGAGCGCCCCCUUGUGUCUCAGGACCUGUUCGAUGUCAUCACAGACCGGGGUCCGCUCCCGGAGAGCUUGGCUGCCAGUUACUUCCGGCAGGUGGUAGAGGCAGUGCGCCAUUGCCACUUGUGCGGUGUCUUGCACCGGGACAUAAAGGAUGAAAACAUCUUGGUAGAUCUCCUGCAAGGUGACCUUAAGCUCAUAGACUUUGGCUCAGGUGCAUUGCUUCGGGAUUCUCCAUACACAGAUUUUGAUGGCACGCGGGUGUACAGCCCCCCUGAAUGGAUAAAAUAUCACUGCUACCAUGGCUUGCCGGCCACGGUGUGGUCACUGGGAGUGCUGCUCUAUGAUAUGGUGUGUGGGGACAUCCCUUUUGAAAGCGAUGAGGAGAUCCUCCUUGGGAAGCUCCACUACCACUGCACAGUAUCCUCAGACUGCCGUCACUUGAUCGAGUGGUGCCUUUCGCUGGCCCCGGAGAAGCGACCUUCCUUGGAGCAGAUCCUGGCCCACCCCUGGCUUCUGGCUUUCCUGGAGCAGAGUGGCCGUAAAGUGCAGCAGCCCACAGUCCCUAAAGCCAGCACCAGCCUGUGACUGUAGCGGCCACCGGACAGUGCUGGAGAUGCCCUGUCAUGGAGGGGACAGUUGCAUCUUGGUUUCUCCCAUGAGAACAGGCUGGUGUAACCCUACCACUUAUUCCUGCUGAUUCGCUGAGCGGCUGCCCUGGCAGAGAUGUUAUCACUGGGGUGAUGUGUGGCAGUCGCCCUGUCCACCCAGUUAGACAAUGGGGCUGACACGUGGCCCCUACACGCAACAGUCGAGACCAAUGGGCACUGUUCUGUUUACACAAAGACUCUGGCUGCCCCAGGCAUAAGGGGCAGAAGACUGGCGCCAGGCAAGCAGUGUCGAAAGGCUUCUGUGCAGGCUUGCUGCUGUGCGCACCUUGAUCGGCAUUGACCCUCCACAGGACCUCCUCCACGGGAGGUAGCGGGACUGGACGAACCUUUUAAUGCACCACGGCUCUGGCAAUGUCUCUGCAUGGGCCGCAUUCGUUCUUAUUUAUUUAGCGUGACGUUCCUUUGGGAGCCUGUGCCAUUCCCUCCUCUGUUAAUACCAAGAGUCUAUCUGCUGCCACACUUUUGGAUGUAGAAAUGUUCUCUUCAGUCCAGCCAGGAAGUAAUAUGGAUACCAUAACAUCUCACCUCCUCACCCCAAGUUUCCAUUCCUGUCCAGCCAUUCCAAGUUUGAACCCAGUUUCCAGUGCCUGAUCUGCUUUCUCUCUCUCUCUUUCCCCCUCUCGUUCUGCUUUUUAGGUUGAGGGCCCAAGCUCAUGAAAAAGUGCGCACACAAUGGGAAAGUCAAUCUAUAAGUACAAGAUCUUAUUUGAUUGAACUUCUUGAAAAUAAAAAGUCCUCGGCUCCAAGCUUCAGAACCUCAGUUGCUUGUAAGCUACAGCUAGGGCUGGAUGCACUCAAAAGCUUCUGGAAGUUUAUUAAGUGCUACUUUAAUAGUCUGAUUUUAUGGCUAGCAACAGUUUGAAGAAUCCCCCGUUUCUGCUUUUGAACUGUCUCUGGAAGCCCUGCCCCUGUUCCUUGCUCCUCAUCCUGGGAGAGCUUGAAGCUGAAUUCAGCCACCACUUGUGAAUGUUCCAGAUUGUCCCCUCCACCCCUUUGACUGCAAAUCAGUUUUGGAAGCGCAGGUCAUGUUUAGUUAGUGCAGGCUUUGCGAUGCAGAUAUAUUUUUUUUUCUUUGAAGCUGAAUAUAGGAGUUUCUUUCAUCUCCUGAUAGUCUUCCAGCACCACCCAACUUCUUUUGUGUGUGCUUUAGAAGUUCAUAGGACGAUAGGAGCCCAUGGCCUGGAGCCCUUGAGUCAUGUGAGAGCGGCGGGCCAGUCCUGCUCUUUUAAUGGAAAACUGAGCUUUGCAGGGCAGUAACAGCCUUUUCAGAUUUGUGAAUCUGCCCUAGAAAGGGGGUUAGGGUACUUUGGGUUGUACUUCUAAAGAUUCUUGGGGCCUUCCAAGCUGGGUGGGGAGGUCAGCACAUCUGUUGCUCAGGCCUGCUUCUUCUGUCGCAGUGCUCCUUUCUGCCAUUUAGAGGAGGAGAAGCCCCACAACUUCCUGGUAGCUCCAUGGACAGUUACUUUCAACAGUGGUGAAAUGCAGUGCAGAGCCACUGUUCAGGCAGGCUUUAAGUUAGGCCACCUAUGCAGGAGUCCACAGCUUUUGGCCAGCCUGUUUACCGGCCACAAGGCUGCCUACCCUGGAGUAGGAGAGUCUUGCUUGAUGUUGCACUCUGUUAAAAAGCCAGUGGGGAGAACACCCAGUACUUGAGCUGGAAAGGGGAGUGCUAUCUCGGCUCUGCCUGGCUCCAGAGGGACUUGGAAAUAAGACAACUUCCUGAGCCAUUUUCUGAGGCUCAAGAGUGGCAUCGGGAAGAGCGCCUCAUCAGAAAUCCGGCUCUCCCUGAUGCUACUGGGUAAAGCAUGCAUUCCCCAAGGGUCACCCGGUGGGUGCAUUUGUGGGUCCUGACGCCCGCACCAAGCGGAGAGCCUGGUGGGUUGAGCAGUCUUAAAAUCCCCGUCUGCUUAACAUCAGCUUUCUGGUAUUGCCUGUCCUCAUUAAGACAUAUUCCCACAAGUGGCAGCUGGGGCAGAGUGCUUGCCAGGAGAGGGUUGGGUGGGCAGCAAGGACACGCACCCAACAUAGGGAAGUGCCAGUUUUCAUUUCCGAGUCUACUGCCUCUGACAAUGUAGCUACAGAGUAUUUAUAUGCCAGUUCAGGGUUUGAUUUUGUACUUGUGAAUUUGUGUGUGUGUUUUGCUUUGUUACUGCCUCCCAUGCACAUCUGUGCAUCCACAUAAUGCAGUGCCUCGUCCAUUUUUGGACUCCAGUAUCUACGAAGACCGUUCUGGGAUUAAAUAAAUUUUUAUAAGAAGAAAAUGACUCCUCAUCUGUAGUUGCAUUAUUAAAAUUUGUAUAAUUUGCAGUAUUUGUAUAUCUACACAGAAUAUAUUUUAAUACAGUCACAAAUGUGUUUAUUCCA